AUGGCAAGGGGCACACGUGGACAUGAUUCCAAGAAGAAGAAGAAGAAUGACAACAGGGCAAAGGCUAAGAAUACGCAUCCAAGCGCUCAUCUUGUUAUCUUUCCUGUUAAUGUUCGCUCACCUAUUGGAUGUGAAGGGAACGAAGGAAACAGAACGACUGGGUUCUGCCACUCGAGCGACAACAAGGCACGUUCAAACAACAUUUUCUCAGACUCACGUGGAAAAUAG
Molecule: messenger RNA, 228 nt
Organism: Prunus armeniaca (apricot)
Lineage: Eukaryota; Viridiplantae; Streptophyta; Magnoliopsida; Rosales; Rosaceae
Source: the annotation of a GenBank genome assembly